GGCUCACUCCUCUAGUUUCCUGAGCAGUUUUAGCCAAAGCUUUCAGUGCAGGGUGAACUGUGUGGUUGCAGCCAAGAAGGCAGCUGGGAAAUGCCCAGACUGAGCUAUUGUGUGCUGCAGUCCCUGCCCCUCUGUCUCCAUGACAGGAAUUUUAAUUCAGGUGUCUUGAGACCAUUUGAGCAGUGGAAAACCACAACUUGCUCCUAGGAUCCUGUCAACUCAUUCCUGACUGCAUAGGACCAAUCUCCCUAGUCUAGCCAGUUAGAGCUGGCCAGAGUGGUUUGAAGAAAUGAAGCCAUUUCCUCAGGUUGUAUCCAGAGUUUUCACUGUGGGAAGGAGUUAAAUCUUACAGGAAGACCCAGCACAGCCUGGCCUGGAUUAUACCAAAACUGAGAUGUGGAGUGACUCCUAACCAAGUUGUCAGGAGGACAUGGAACAUGCUGGAGCUUGAGGAAUCCUGUGUCCUAUCUGCUCUAUGGAAGUCUAGAGUAAAGGACACAGACACACUUCUUCCCUCCCCGCUGGCCUGAACAGCGGCUGCCUGUGAGGACCUCACAGCCUGAGUCCCAGGAGCUGCCAGUGGUUGACCGCCGGAAGGAUGUCCAGCCAAGACCUGAGCAUCACUGCGAAACUCAUCAAUGGAGGUGUGGCAGGACUCGUGGGCGUGACCUGUGUGUUUCCCAUUGACCUUGCCAAGACCCGACUGCAGAACCAGCAGGGCAAAGAUGUGUAUAAAGGAAUGACAGAUUGCCUGAUGAAGACGGCACGUGCUGAGGGCUUCUUGGGAAUGUACCGAGGGGCCGCGGUAAACCUCACCCUGGUCACUCCAGAGAAGGCGAUCAAGCUGGCAGCCAAUGACUUCUUGCGACAGCUGCUCAUGCAGGAUGGGACGAAGCAGAACCUGAAGAUGGAGAUGCUGGCAGGGUGUGGGGCUGGAAUAUGCCAGGUGGUGGUUACCUGUCCCAUGGAAAUGCUCAAGAUUCAGCUGCAGGAUGCUGGCCGCUUAGCUGUCAGUCAUCAGGGCUCCGCCUCAGCAGCGCCCACCUCGCGGCCCUACAGCACUGGUUCGGCCUCCACCCACAGGCGGCCCUCUGCUACCCUCAUCGCGCGGGAGCUGCUCGGCACUCAGGGGCUGUCUGGGCUCUACAGGGGCCUGGGUGCCACUCUCCUCAGAGACAUUCCCUUCUCCAUCAUCUAUUUCCCCUUGUUUGCGAACCUGAACCGGCUUGGGGUCAGCGAGGUCACCGGGAAGGCCCCCUUCGCACACUCCUUCGCCGCAGGCUGCGCAGCAGGUUCUGUGGCCGCGGUAGCUGUCACCCCUCUGGACGUUCUGAAGACUCGAAUCCAGACCCUCAAGAAAGGCCUGGGAGAGGACACCUACGGUGGGGUCACUGACUGUGCCAGGAAACUGUGGACACAGGAGGGAGCGGCCGCCUUCAUGAAAGGAGCAGGCUGCCGGGCCCUGGUCAUAGCCCCCCUGUUUGGGAUCGCCCAGGGCAUUUACUUCAUUGGUAUUGGAGAACGCAUCUUAAAGUGCCUUGAGUAAUCUGUGUCCCUCACUUACUUCCAACACUGGCCCUGCACUUGGGACCAGGUGCUGGUGCUGGGAGCAUAAGAUGCCCACCCUGUGUACAUGGUCUCUAACUUGUAGUGCUACCUCAGAAGAAAUGACCCAUUUUACUAAGCGAGUAGAGCCCUCACUUCCCUUUAUGAAAGCUAGGCUGUGGUACAGCUUACCAGGGGCAUGGAAGCCCCAACCACCUGUUUAGCAAUAGAAACAGCCUUGGUGUGUAAGGCAGGACCAGGCCCAGUAAGUAAGGAUGGGAGUUCACUAACAUAUCCACUGUAGGUAGGCACAGCACAGCUGUGUCAACAUGAGGACUUAGUGUUAAUCCUAGCACUGAUGCUGUGACAUCAGAAGUGCACCUGGGCUCAACCAUGUGCCCUCCUGAACAUCAUAAUGGUCAAAUGAACCUGAAUGGGCAGCUGUCCUACUCAUGGGCCCAGAUCCCUCCUAGUGGGUGCCUAUGGAACAUGAUCAAUGAUAAAGCCAGCUAAAUCCUUGUCCUGUAAUCAGCACAGCAGACGACCGACAAGGAAUGUCAAGCUGUGGCUUCUGGGUUCCCACAGAGGACAUCAGGCCCCAAGAAAACAAUCCUGUCCCCGCCCCGCUCCUCCCAAGACAGGGUUCCUGUGUGUAACAGCCCUGACUGUCCUGGAACUCAUUCUGUAGACCAGGUUGGCCUAAAACUCAGAUAUCUGCCUGCCUCUGCUUCCUGAGUGCUGGGAAUAAAGGCCUGUGCAAUCCUGUUUUUACAAAAACCAGGCUGGGGUCACAGCUCAGUUGGUAGAGUGUAUAGCAUGUUCAAGUCCUGGGUGCCACUCACAGCACCUCAUAAACUGGAUAUGGUGGCAUGUGUCUCUAAUCCUAAUCUUAGGAGGUAGAGGCAGGAGGAUAGGAAAGUGAAAGGCAUCAUCUGUCAAUAAGCAAGUUCUAGGCCAACCUCGAAUGCAUACAAUUACCAGCAAAACCAAAACAUCAACAGAGAAGAACCUGACUUAAAUCUUGUUCUGGGGGCAGAUAAUCAUCUGAAUGGCUUCAUUCUCUGUAAGAUGACAGCCAAGACCCCACUGCAGGGUCGUAGACAACUCUGUGCAUUCACCUAAGGACAAACCUAAGGACAAAGGAGAGCACAGAUGGUGGCCGGGAAAGGGUCUGUACUAAUUAAUGCAAAGCUGCCUCCCUCCCUCGCUUCCUCCAAAACUUGGGCUCUUUUCAUUUUGUCUGGAUAAAACUGUUUCAACAAAGAUGCAUGGACCAUAGGUUGGGGGGGCGUGGCUCAGUGUACAGUCUAUGCUUACUGUGUGAGGCCCUGGGGUCCACUCUGAGCCCAAGUGCACACAUACAAAGCUGUCCACACUCUGGGGCAGGUAUACUGAAUACUUGUGUAUGGUGUCCAUUUGGUCACAGGGCUACAGGAAGGUCUAAUAAACUAUCAAUACCACAGGAA
Molecule: messenger RNA, 3011 nt
Organism: Mesocricetus auratus (golden hamster)
Lineage: Eukaryota; Metazoa; Chordata; Mammalia; Rodentia; Cricetidae
Gene: Slc25a18
Product: solute carrier family 25 member 18
Exons: 10
Coding region: 599-1546 (315 amino acids)
Biological process (GO): L-glutamate transmembrane transport; malate-aspartate shuttle; aspartate transmembrane transport
Molecular function (GO): L-glutamate transmembrane transporter activity; L-aspartate transmembrane transporter activity
Source: RefSeq, a predicted model, not a curated record